Molecule: messenger RNA, 1588 nt
Organism: Brassica rapa (field mustard)
Lineage: Eukaryota; Viridiplantae; Streptophyta; Magnoliopsida; Brassicales; Brassicaceae
Source: RefSeq, a predicted model, not a curated record
AUCAUCUCUCGUCUCUAUCGAAUUCACAGUGAGAAAAAGAAAAAAAAGAAAAGCAAAGUGUUCUUUUGCGUUCUGCUUCACGCCACGAUUUUUAAAAGCAGAUAUAGAGACCCCACCGAUUUAAUUUGAUUUUCUUGAAUUUAUUUACUCUUUUGUGAAGAAACAAUCAUUGUCAUCAAUCUCCUCCAAAGUCUCGAUUUUCUCAUACCGAUCAUUCGAUUCAUCGAGGCUGUUUCAUUUCGGGAAUGGAGAAAGUUUCGUCGCCGUCUUCUUCACGGAGGUCUGCUUAUCUGGAAGCUCUUACACAAGAGAUUAAGAAGAAGCUUACUCGGGCUGUUGUCUCUCCAGCACAAACACGCAACUUGUUACAAGACUUGUUUGCUGAUAUAGCUCUCGAAGUUGACGAGCGUGCCAAAGAUGUGCUACUUAGCAAAGAGGAGGAUGUGAUUUCUGAUGAAGCAGAUACUGAUGGUCCGUUAUGUUUCUUCGACGUGCUUGCUGAUUAUUAUGUCAAAGUGUCUGAGAGAGGGAAAGACAUACUUGAUUUGAUGGUUCAGCUCUGGAGCCAGUCCUUUGCCUCGCACAUUUUCUCUCUUCUGUUCCAUAAAUGGCUGUUUGAGGUUGAGCUUGAGAAUCAAGAAAUACUCCUGCGAUAUUCUUCUGCUCUGGUGCAGGGAGCUACAAAUGUAUUUUGGAUAGACAUCCAGACAAAUACAAGACGCUUCCAAACUCUCUUCCGGUAUCUUCUCGAGGAAGUUGCUUUAGAGCCGACCAGAUUGAAGAAAAUUCCCAUUCAGGCUCAGAGGGAACUGUAUCUGUUGCUCUCACGCUUCAUUUUCUUUUACAAUUCAGUGGACAGACUAGAUAGCUUCUUGAGGAACUUCCCGGAGUUUCCUAAUGCUUUCUUGGUUGGAGGAGCUGGAGAUUUCCUUGUUAUAGAACUUACUGAUCAGCUGCAAAAACUGAAAGUAGAACCAGUGCUGCUACACUAUCUUUCUCAGAUGAAGAUUCUUCAAGGUAUGGAGCUGAGAAUGACAACUAGCACGAGGUUAAAGGCGUGUUUGUACAGUUUCACCUCUCCCGGAGGUCCAAUGUACCCGACAAGAGCUGUCCGUCAUGCAGCCUGGGAUGCUUUGGAUUCCCUCUUUCCCGUGGGGCGUUACCCAAGGCAUCUCAUUAGUCUGUUUUUCAGACUGCUCUAUCCGUGGUACUGGCCAUCCUCGUGCUGGAACUUUGUGGUUUCUUGCAUUAAAGCGGUACUCUAUUCCAUCGUAAGGCUCAUCUUUUCACGGCGAGAGAAGCCAAGGCAGAGCUAAUUAGCUUGUACUUGUUGAUGAAGCCUGUAGUAGGAAUCCAGUCCUUGUGUAUAUAAUGUGGUUUCACUCACAAGAGGCGAACCAGAGAACUUUACCUUUUUACCUGUAUUGCGUUCUAUGGAGAACAUAAAAUCCGUUUUCAGGAAAAUCCCAUGGAAUAGCCUUUUACGUGUGUUUUGUUGUUAUUGUUAAAUUGGUACUUUGCUGCUAUAGAGGAUGAUGUAUUCUGACCAGGAACCUUUCUAUGUAGCCACACGUUUCUUCUUUCUAUG